Messenger RNA from Polyodon spathula (Mississippi paddlefish), 2933 nucleotides. Its product is annotated as G protein-coupled receptor kinase 6-like. Bases 160 to 1887 code for a protein of 575 amino acids. NCBI's taxonomy places the organism in Eukaryota, Metazoa, Chordata, Actinopteri, Acipenseriformes, Polyodontidae. Gene Ontology annotation, biological process: signal transduction; protein phosphorylation; regulation of signal transduction. The record is from RefSeq and is a predicted model, not a curated record. Gene Ontology annotation, cellular component: plasma membrane; cytoplasm. Gene Ontology annotation, molecular function: G protein-coupled receptor kinase activity; ATP binding. The transcript is spliced from 16 exons.
CUUUAUGCUUCUGGGCGGAGAGCAAGUAAUAGCGGAGUGUGUCAGAGGAGGCUACCGUUGAGCCUUGGGGGGGUGGGGGAGGACGAGACACAUUUACACUGUCAACUCGGGGACGAGGCCGGGCCUGCACCUGCAGUACGCAACACAACCCAGGAAAUCAUGGAGCUCGAGAAUAUCGUGGCCAACACCGUGCUGCUUAAGGCGAGGGAAGGAGGUGGGGGGAAGAGAAAAGGCAAGAGUAAAAAAUGGAAACAGAUGCUGCAGUUUCCCCAUGUCAGUCUAUGUGAGGAGCUACGACAGACCAUAGAGAAAGACUACCACAACCUCUGUGAUAAGCAGCCCAUCGGACGCUUGCUGUUCCGGCAAUUCUGCGACACGAGGCCCGAGCUCGCACGCUGUGUCAGAUUCCUGGACGCUGUGGCUGAAUAUGAGGUCGCACCAGAUGAGAAGAGAAAAGAGUGUGGGCAGCAGCUAAUAGACAAGCACCUGAACCCCAGGUCGGAGGAGCAUGUCCCCGAGAUCCCAGAGGAGCUGGUGUACAGCUGUGCUGAGAGGCUGGAGCAGGAGGCCUGCAAGGAGCUUUUUAAGGAGUGCAACAAAUUAAUCCAUGGCUAUCUCAGUGUGGCUCCCUUUGCAGAUUACCUUGACAGCAUGCACUUCAACAGGUUUCUGCAAUGGAAGUGGCUCGAGAGGCAGCCUGUGACAAAGUACACGUUCCGGCAGUACCGAGUGUUGGGGAAGGGAGGCUUCGGAGAGGUUUGUGCAUGCCAGGUGCGAGCGACAGGGAAGAUGUAUGCCUGCAAGAAGCUGGAAAAGAAGAGAAUCAAAAAAAGGAAAGGAGAGUCCAUGGCGCUCAAUGAGAAACAGAUCUUGGAAAAAGUGAACAGUAGGUUUGUAGUGAGUUUGGCCUAUGCCUACGAGACUAAAGACGCCCUGUGCCUUGUCCUUACACUCAUGAAUGGGGGAGAUUUGAAGUUCCAUAUCUACCACAUGGGACAGGCAGGCUUUGAUGAGAAGAGAGCUGUGUUCUAUGCAGCAGAGCUGUGCUGUGGGCUGGAGGAUCUGCACCGGGAGAAGAUUGUGUACAGAGAUCUGAAGCCAGAAAAUAUUCUAUUAGAUGACCACGGUCAUAUCCGCAUCUCUGAUUUGGGGCUGGCUGUUCACGUGCCAGAGGGGCAAACAAUCAAAGGCAGAGUUGGGACAGUGGGAUACAUGGCCCCGGAGGUGGUGAAAAACGAACGCUACACCUUCAGCCCUGACUGGUGGGCUCUGGGCUGCUUGAUAUAUGAGAUGAUCGAAGGCCAGUCCCCCUUCCAGCAGCGCAAGAAGAAGAUCAAUCGCGAGGAGGUGGAGCGGCUGGUGAAGGAGGUCCAGGAGGAGUACUCCAGCAAGUUCUCCGAGGAAGCCAAGUCCCUCUGCAGGAUGCUGCUGGAGAAGGACCCGAUCCAGAGGCUUGGCUGCCGGGGUGGCAGUGCUGCAGAAGUGAAGGUGCACCCGCUUUUCAAGUCCAUCAAUUUCAAGAGGCUGGAGGCAGGCAUGCUGGAGCCCCCAUUCAUUCCUGAUCCCCAGGCUAUCUACUGUAAGGACGUGUUGGACAUUGAACAGUUCUCCACUGUGAAGGGGGUGGAGCUGGAGCCCACAGACAAUGACUUCUACAGCAAGGUCUCUACCGGCAGCAUCCCCAUCCCCUGGCAGAACGAGAUGAUUGAUAUGGAGUGCUAUAAAGAGCUCAACAUGUUCCAUCCAGACGGGACCGUGCCACCAGAUCUAGACUGGAAGGGCCAGCCCUCUCCUGAGCCCAAACAGGGGCUGCUGCAGCGGCUCUUUGGGAGGCAGGACUGCUGUGGAAACUGCAGUGACAGUGAGGAGGAACCCACCAGGCUGUGACAAGACCCAAGUGGGCCUGUCCCGCACUGCCCCGCCCCCACCCUACGAAAAUGCAUUCCCACCUGGUGGAGAGGUGUCAAAAGGAUUCAAUUUGUUUACAAUUUUUGCACAUUUGUAUUUUAAGAUGAUUCUGUAUAUAUAAAUAUGGGAAUGUAUAUUUUCAGUAUAUAGCCAUACAGUAAAUGUUAUUUAAUAAUGAGGUAUGGCAACAAAAGGGAGUUCAACCCUGAUGAGUUUCAAACUGCGGUCCGUGUCAUCCAGUUUAUAGCACUGAAAGUGUGAGGAACCUUGCAGGACUGUGAUAUCCUGGAGUUUUCAGUACAGUGUUUGUAUUGAACGGUAGCACAGUACACUGUUGUGGACACACCAAUACAGUGGAUUGAUCCCAAAACCACUGACGUCAGCGAUAGCUGCAAGACAUCUGUCUUACUAAUGAACUGAAAGUCCAUGGAAGAGAGAUUCCUCUUGUCAUAUACUGUCUGGUAAUCUGCAUGCGAUAGCUGCUGGGGACAGCCCUGGAGAGACUUCAGGUCCCCUGUGGAGACAGUUAUGAUGGUGGUUUGUCAGUAAUCGGUACGUCCACUAGAACUUGCGUCCACAUAUCCGUCAAAUGGAAAAGGAUAGCUAGAGCUAAAGCGUAGUCCAGGCGGUGUUACAUCAACUCAUUUACCCAAAAAGAAAAAAAAUGUUUUAAAGGAUUAAUUAGAAAACAUUUUGAUAGAUGGCAUAUAACUAUUAGUAAAAUGCUUUACCACCAGGCAUAUUGAGAAGAAAGCUGUUGUACAUAGUUGAACUAACCAUCCUGAACGAGUCAUUAACUAUCCACUAGUGUUGGAUAUUGGCACUGUAAUUAUGAGAGCCAUUUACUGUAUGCAUUAGGCUUCUCUUGCAUGCAAUAGUGAAACACAGCAGUUCAUUUCAAAGGGUAUGGACUUACCAGGGUUGGACAAGAGAUCAAAAAGAGAGGUCAUUUUAAAAACAGACAAGUCUUUUGAAGGCCAUAUCAAUUUUAAUUGUACAAACGAGAUCAAAUAUAUAUAUAUAUA